Messenger RNA from Colletotrichum paranaense, 531 nucleotides. RefSeq lists its product as uncharacterized. The transcript has 2 exons. Bases 1 to 531 code for a protein of 176 amino acids. Lineage: Eukaryota; Fungi; Ascomycota; Sordariomycetes; Glomerellales; Glomerellaceae. The record is from RefSeq and is a predicted model, not a curated record.
AUGGUCGGGAAUUAUUGUGCAGAUUUGACAGGUGAGCGGCAGAUCCUCGUCUCUCACGCUCCUUCUCGGAGGUUCAAGUUUCAUCUCAUGGCUGGAGUCGUUCCUCGUAGCGUGCCAUUGCCAGACGAAUGCCCAUCCCCAUCACGGUCAAGCCUGGUAGCAAGGAGGGCAAUGUUUCCAUGUAUGAUGUCCCAAGUCCAUGCAGGUAGGCGAGCACAUCACUUUGGUCGGCUGGGAUGUUUCUAUUCCUGUUUCCUCGACCACGAAUACUGUGCCGGCGGCAAGGACCUCGACCUGCUGGCGGCCGGAGCCCCGCGCGAGCUAGGCGGGAUGAUGAGGGGAGAGAAUAAAACAGGAGAUCUGCUGAUGCGGUGUGAAGCCGAGAUGGACCAUGGUCGAGGUGAAAGGCUCGCAGGUAAUCUCAGCAGCCGCCAGGCGCACACUGUACUGGGGCGAGGCGGCCGAAGGUUCUGCGACCCGAUCUCACUCCCGCAUGUGCCGUGCAACGAUUCCCAGAUGAAUGGGCAGUGA